Etheostoma spectabile (orangethroat darter) is the source of this 4086-nucleotide messenger RNA. It is a transcript of the gene itgb5, whose product is annotated as integrin, beta 5. Bases 616 to 3945 code for a protein of 1109 amino acids. Gene Ontology annotation, molecular function: integrin binding. NCBI's taxonomy places the organism in Eukaryota, Metazoa, Chordata, Actinopteri, Perciformes, Percidae. Gene Ontology annotation, biological process: cell-cell adhesion; cell-matrix adhesion; integrin-mediated signaling pathway. The record is from RefSeq and is a predicted model, not a curated record. The transcript is spliced from 23 exons. Gene Ontology annotation, cellular component: integrin complex; focal adhesion; cell surface.
CACAAUCUGGUGCCAGCAGUUCAACCCUGAGUUCAACGAAGCAACGAAGGGGUUAAUGUAAUCCCUAGCUGAACAUGGGCGGAGACUCCAGCUGGGACGCAAAGCGGACAAACCGAAGAGGCAACACUCAAAUCUGGAAGAGAAAAUCGCUGCUGGAGUUGUAUUUAUUUUUCUAUUUUGGGCCUUUCUCGUUUCCACUUCACCUCUGCACAGUGUUUCUGAACGGCAUCGGACCGAAGAGGGCCAUGAAAUCGAUGGGAAGGUUUUGGAGUUGCUGUCAGCUAUGGGUUAAGUAGUCAAGACACGGAAGGCUGAAGCUGUAGAGGCGUCCAAAAAGAGAAACUCAAGGAGCGGAUUAGCAGGACCUUUUCCCCUUUCAGAAUACUAUUAAAACAAUGGAAACAUCUCCCUACAUUUACUCGGAUUCUUCACCAUGAGCCGAGAAUAAGCGCCUCGGCGGAGCUGCGAUGGUCUAAACACACUUACUGCUGUGGUUUGCACACAUCAACAGGACUAACCCCAACUGGAGGUCUGAUGGUGGGGUAAACCGGUGUCAGCUGCGAAUAGAGACUCGAAUCUGGUUCCAGAGCACUGAUAAACACGCCGAGUGGCACCAUGUGGAGCCCGGGGACGCGGAUGUGGCGAGCGGCUCUGUGCUGCAUGCUUCUGGAAACAUUUGUGCACACUGCGAGAGGUCUUAACGUGUGUGUGAGUGGCAGCGCGACCUCCUGUGAAGAAUGCCUUCUGAUUCACCCCAGUUGCGCCUGGUGCGCACAAGAGGAGUUUGGGAGGGGACGGACUCUGACAUCCCGAUGUGAUUAUAGUCAAAACCUGCAGAAGAGGGGCUGCGAGGCGCGGUUCGUUGAGUACCCCACCAGCAGCAUCUCUGUCCUGCAGAACGUCCCCCUGAGUUCUAAAGGGUCCGGGUUGACGCAGUAUGGCGUCGUCCAGAUCAUGCCUCAGAAGAUCUCUCUCAGCCUGCGGCCAGGAGACCAGACGUGGUUUGGGCUGCAAGUGCGGCAGGUGGAGGACUACCCAGUGGACCUCUACUACCUGAUGGACCUCUCUCUUUCCAUGAAAGACGAUCUGGACACCAUCCGUAACUUGGGUACCAAGCUGGCUCUAGAGAUGAGCAAGCUCACCAGCAACUUCAGGCUGGGCUUUGGCUCCUUUGUGGACAAAAACAUGUCCCCCUUCUCCUACACCGCAUCCAAGUAUCAGGAGAAUCCAUGCAAUGGAUACAAACUGUUCCCCAACUGUGUCCCCACCUUCGGUUUCCGCCACAUCCUCUCACUGACGGAUAAAGUGGACCGUUUUAACGAGGAGGUGCAGAAGCAGAUGGUAUCUCGCAACCGGGACGCGCCGGAGGGCGGAUUUGACGCCAUCCUGCAGGCUGCUGUUUGUAAGGAGGAGAUCGGCUGGAGAAAGGAGGCCUACCACCUGCUGGUGUUCGCCACCGACGUGUCCCCCCCUCGCUCUGGACGGCAGGCUGGGAGGCCUCGUCCAGCCGCACGACGUUCAGGAAAGAUCAAUUGGCCAUGUCGUGAUAAUGGACUCCAAUCUGCCAAGGAUGCAGCAGAGAGGCUGCAUGGCUGCUGCAUGCAAGGCCAUUACUUUACAUGUGGAGCCACCCCACAAGCCAUUGGUGAGAGCCAGGCCUCGGCCUCAUCAGUGGAUCUGAGUUUUCACACCAUGCUGAGACUGGACUCACGCACUGAAAGAAAGCUUCGAUUCCUGAUGUCGGAGCUGACGCAGCGCCACCCGGACGUGGAAAGGCAGCGGAUUGUGGAUGCGCUGAUGGAGCUGAAGGCCGAGCACCAGGGCGUCCUCAGCGGCCUGCCCCUCAGGACCAUCCGGGAGAUGACGUCCGAGCUUCUGACCACGCCGGCGAGCGACGCAUCACAGGAACUGCGAAUAGAGACUCGAAUCUGGUUCCAGAGCACUGAUAAACACGCCGAGUGGCACCAUGUGGAGCCCGGGGACGCGGAUGUGGCGACGGCUCUGUGCUGCAUGCUUCUGGAAACAUUUGUGCACACUGCGAGAGCUGGCUCUAGAGAUGAGCAAGCUCACCAGCAACUUCAGGUGGGCUUUGGCUCCUUGUGGACAAAAACAUGUCCCCCUUCUCCUACACGCAUCCAAGUACAGGAGAAUCCAUGCAAUGGAUACAAACUGUUCCCCAACUGUGUCCCCACCUUCGGUUUCCGCCACAUCCUCUCACUGACGGAUAAAGUGGACCGUUUUAACGAGGAGGUGCAGAAGCAGAUGGUAUCUCGCAACCGGGACGCGCCGGAGGGCGGAUUUGACGCCAUCCUGCAGGCUGCUGUUUGUAAGGAGGAGAUCGGCUGGAGAAAGGAGGCCUACCACCUGCUGGUGUUCGCCACCGACGAUGUCCCCCACCUCGCUCUGGACGGCAGGCUGGGAGGCCUCGUCCAGCCGCACGACGGCCAGUGCCACCUCAACGAUAAGAACGAGUACAGCGCUUCUGAAAAGAUGGACUACCCCUCUCUGGCUCUCCUGGGGGAGAAACUGGCAGAAAACAACAUCUUUCUCAUCUUUGCAGUGACAAAACGGCUGUACGUUAUUUAUAAGGAUUUCACUGCACUCAUACCUGGAACUACAGUCGAAAUCCUGGACCAGGACUCCAAGAAUGUAAUCCAGCUGAUCAUCGCAGCGUACAAUAACAUCCGCUCCAAAGUGGAGCUGUCCGUGUGGGAUCACCCAGAGGACAUCAGCCUCUCCUUCACCGCCACCUGCCAGGAUGGAAAGCCGCUGCCAGGCCUCAGGAAGUGUGCCGACUUGAAGAUAGGAGACACUGUGUCGUUCAACGUGAGUGUGGAGGCGAGGAGCUGCCCCCCCCGCGGCACCGACCAGAGCUUCACCAUCAAGCCGGUGGGCUUCAAAGAGCGUUUGGAGGUGUCGGUGGAUUACCAGUGUGACUGCGGCUGCAGCCGGACCGCACAGACCAACAGCAGCAUCUGCAGCUCCAUAGGUACGUAUAACUGUGGGACUUGUCACUGUGAGCCGGGCUACCUGGGCGCCCGCUGCGAGUGCCAGGAGGGCGACGCCAGCAGCAUGUACAUCAGCGCCUGCAGGGAAGCCGAGGGCAAGCAGAUCUGCAGCGGGCGAGGAGAGUGCAGCUGCAACCAGUGUCUCUGCUACGAGUCGGAGUUCGGCAAGAUCUACGGCAGCUACUGCGAGUGUGACGACUUCUCCUGUGCCAGACACAAAGGCGUCCUCUGCUCAGGUCACGGAGAGUGUCACUGCGGGGAGUGUAAGUGCCACGCCGGUUACGUUGGCGACAACUGCAACUGCUCCACAGAGACGUCGUCCUGCAUCGCAGACGACGGGCAGAUGUGCAGCGGGCGAGGGAACUGUGUCUGCGGCCGCUGUCAGUGCACCGAGCCGGGAGCCUUCGGAGACACCUGUGAGAAGUGUCCCACCUGCCCCGAUGCCUGUGGCACUAAAAGGGGAGGUAUCGAGUGCGGCUUUUCACUCGGCGGCUUGCAGACACACAACGCCAGCGCUGUGCAAGGCAUGAAAUCAUCAACAGUGGAGAAACUCAAAACGGAGGAGCCAGGCGCUGUGCUUUGUCUGUACAAGACCGAUAACGAUUGUGUCAUGAAGUUCACGUACUCCGAGCACGCCAGUGGACAAUCCGUCCUCACGGCUCUAAAAGAACCAGAGUGUGGUGGUGGGCCCGACGCUCUGAUGGUGCUGCUGGCGGUGGUCGGCAGCAUCCUGCUGGUGGGCGUGGUGCUGCUCGCUGCCUGGAAGUUGGUCAUCACCAUUCAUGACCGGAGGGAGUUUUCGCGCUUCCAGAGUGCACGCUCACGAGCCCGAUACGAGAUGGCCUCCAACCCUCUGUACAAGCAGCCUGUCUCUACACAUUUCGUAGAAACCGAUUUCAACAUGUACGGGAAGUCCUUCAACGGGGGGGUCCACUGAUCCCUCAGCACGGGGCGCGGCAGGACCGGUCCGACCAACAGAUCCCCGGGGGACGACGGACUCACCACGCCCAUCCCUCUGCACGGUUCACACCUGAUAACAGACGUGAAAGGAACUAGACUGUGGCCGAAGGGUUGGGGG